This is a messenger RNA of Gaeumannomyces tritici R3-111a-1, 646 nucleotides long. RefSeq lists its product as hypothetical. The coding region runs from base 62 to 415 and encodes 117 amino acids. The transcript has 2 exons. The record is from RefSeq and is a predicted model, not a curated record. Lineage: Eukaryota; Fungi; Ascomycota; Sordariomycetes; Magnaporthales; Magnaporthaceae.
CCUGCAGUCAACAGCCUCCCUGCAGUCAACAGCCUUUCACUCAUCAGUACGCCUGCCCAAGAUGUCCACGACCAUCGCGCCCUUCCCCAAAGACUCGAGCAACGGCUUCAGCAUCGUGGUCACCGCCGAGGCCAAGCCUGGCAAGGCCGACGCCUUGCUGGAAAUAUUCCAGCGCGUUCGUUCCGUGGUCUCGGCCGAGCCGGAGUGCGUCCUCUUUGAGCUGUUCCGAACCGACGAGAACCCAAACAAACUUGUGUGGUUCGAGACCUGGACCUCUACUGUCGAAUGGUUCAUGCAGGACCAGAUAACAAAGCCGUACAUGAAGGCGUACGAAAAGGAACUUGAGCUUGGUGACAUCCUCGUUGGGGGGAGAGAUAUUAAGUUCCUCGAGCGAGUACCUGCCACGCAGUCUUGAGAGCGUUGGGACUGGAGCCAAUUGUGCUGAAGUGGCCAUGUAUAGUAUGAAAUGGGAUGGAGAGCUGCCCUGGGUUUAAACGUGGAUUAAUCUGAUUGCACUGCUCGCCCGAGUGCGACAGUCGCAUUGCUUAUAAAGCACAGCCACCGCCAAUAAACGACUUCGGUCAUGUCGGGACUUCCCCUUCGGUGUGCCCGGCGCGUUAGAGUGAGGUACCAUUCGGGCCGUCUG